Molecule: messenger RNA, 1977 nt
Organism: Penicillium riverlandense
Lineage: Eukaryota; Fungi; Ascomycota; Eurotiomycetes; Eurotiales; Aspergillaceae
Product: NIF domain protein
Exons: 1
Coding region: 1-1977 (658 amino acids)
Molecular function (GO): phosphoprotein phosphatase activity
Source: RefSeq, a predicted model, not a curated record
AUGGAUCGAAGGUUCACUGGUAACGGUUCGGACGAUCAAUUCUCGAAACAAGCGCUUUGGAAUCCGAACAUGUCGUUCCCGGGCAUGAACCGGGAUGCGGAGGUUGAAGGCGAGUUACCGAGAGGCAAUACUUCGUCGUUCCCGCAAUACAACCAAUUCAAUCCGGGUUCAUUCGGCACCUAUACGACCGGCCAGGGCAACCCAGGCUCACAGCCUGCGCACUAUGGGAAUUUACCGCCUCCGCAACCACCGAACCAGUCUCCCAUUGCCUUCGGCGCGUUCAGUGUCCCAACAUGGAAUCCUACCCACCCAGGUCAUAAUGCCGUGCCAACAAUGCCCUCUUUCAACCCCAUGCUCUUUUCUUCCAUGAUGGGAACCCCAAUGAACAUGAAUCCGUUCCUCAUGUCACCCUCUCAACAAGUGGGCUCUUUCCAGCCCAUGAGCACGACGGCUGCUUUGACCCCGGAGCCUUCGGGCCCGCCGACUGUGAAAGUCCCUAUCCCAGAACAGGACUACCUAGCACAGGCAUCCCUGCCUCCCCAAAAGUGCGACUCGCCCCGUCCCCUUCUCGUCAUCCUGGAUCUCAAUGGCACUCUCAUCUACCGGAAAGCGCGCAAGUUUCCUCCCUCAUUUGCUCGGCGAGAUGGUCUGGACCGCUUCCUGGAACUGCUGUUGAAGAAGCAUACGGUUGUGAUCUGGUCCAGCUCACAACCUCAGACUGUACGGGCUGUCUGCGACAAAUUAUUCCCGGGCGAGAAGCGGAAAGCGCUGGCAGCAGAAUGGGGUCGAGACAAAUUCAAUCUCAGCCGUGCACAAUAUAACAACAAGAUUCAGGUCUAUAAAAAGCUGGAAAUAGUGUGGGGGGACCUAACGAUCCAGCUUCAAUACCCGAGGGAGAUUCUUGGCAAUGAAACUUUGCCCGUCGACAGUUACCCGACAACAAAACCGCCUUCAGCGGGGAACUCCUCGAACAAAGCUCACUUGACUCGAAGCAAAAUGCGAGGGGAACAGCCGAAAUUCAUCAGCCAGUUUCCCGUAGGCCAAAGAUGGGACCAAAGCAAUACUGUCCUGAUUGACGAUAGCAAGUUGAAAGCUUCGAAAGAGCCGUACAACAUCCUAGAGAUCCCGGAGUUCAUGAAUGACCCAAACAUCGAUGAAUCGCGGCUCUUCGCCAAGGUCCUCGGUGCAUUGGAUGCAUUAUCUCGCCACGACGAUGUCAGCAAAGUCCUCCGAGUCUGGAACGAGCAGAUCCUCGAAGACCAUGGCAUCCUGGAGUUGAAAGCAGUAAAAGAGGAUCCAAGUUUCUGGGAAACCGAGAAAUUCUUGGAGGAAGAGGACGAAGAGGAUGACGAUGGCGGCGCUGCCCUCUUUAACGAUUCUUAUGGACUUCCCACCACUGGCUCUGUGGACGCUCUCUCCCACCAGAAACCCCGUAACCAGGAACGCAAGAAGGAGCGGAAGGCUGUUGCGUUGGAGGCGGGUGCAGAGAAAACGGUCGAUUCUGCCGCAUCGCAGCAAAAGCAUCAAGACAAAAAGGCCAAGAAGAGGGAGAAGAAGCGCCUCAAAAAGGCUGCUGCCAGAGAAGCGCAGGCUUCGGCCGCCAAAGCAGCACAUGUUACCUUCCCCAAACGAGCAGAAAAGGUCAAAAAGGAGCGAACCGUUAUGGACGCGAAGGAAUCCAAGCGCAAAAUGAACGCCGAUCGCAUAUAUGAUGAUUGGAAAAAAGCAACCCUCGGUGGAUCUGAAUUUGUCACUGCAUCGCCGCAACUUUCAGGCCGAAUCUCGUCAAAUACCUCUCAGGGACAAUCUCCUACUGCAUCGCCACUGCUUGCAGGCCGGAUUCUACCAGAAAAGAUAUCUCGAAGACAAACUCGCUCGCUAUCGCCACUUUCCUCCUCUUCCGAAUCGGAGAAUGAGCUUCUCGACAGAUUGGAGGAGUCGCUUGGGUUCACGAAAUCAAAGAGCGAUAAUGCUUGA